Molecule: messenger RNA, 1788 nt
Organism: Oncorhynchus keta (chum salmon)
Lineage: Eukaryota; Metazoa; Chordata; Actinopteri; Salmoniformes; Salmonidae
Product: PI-PLC X domain-containing protein 1-like
Exons: 6
Coding region: 200-1030 (276 amino acids)
Biological process (GO): lipid metabolic process
Molecular function (GO): phosphoric diester hydrolase activity
Source: RefSeq, a predicted model, not a curated record
GGGGUAACUGGAAUGUCCCCUUCCUGCUGAAGAGAAUGCGGAAGCAAGAAUAGGACCAAAUGGGAAAGGGCAUUUUCAUCUUUCUCUAGUCACAGACCCGGGUGAAAUCCAACAUAUCUACAGCAUUGUAACUGUGGUCCUGCUACAUUCCGCUCGCUGUUUACAAGCUAUCAAUAGUAGAUGCUAAUAGGUGGUGGAAAUGGAGCGCGGAGACGCAUCGUCCACUAACGCAGACUGGAUGUCUCAACUGCCAGAGGAACUGUGGGGUACACCGCUUUGGGACCUGGCGAUACCCGGGAGUCAUGACAGCAUGAGUUACUGCUUGGAUACACACUCUCCUGUCUUGGGUUCUGAGUCGUUCAUGCUGCAGUUUCUGGAUCGACUGGCACCCUGCAUUGUACGCCCCUGUGUCUACCGCUGGGCCACCACACAGGCGUGGUGUAUUCCUGAUCAGUUGGAUGCAGGAAUCCGGUUCUUCGAUCUACGGAUCGCCCAUAAAAACAUUAAAAAUACACAAGACUUUCUAAAAACACACAACACAGAUGACACGCUGUACUUCGCACACGCAAUUUAUACGCUACAGACUGUAAAGGAGACUCCCUAUCUGAGCCAGUGCUGGGAUCUGGGGCAGCAGGUCAUCAUUUCGUACGACGAUGAGACGAUUCUUCACCAACACAAGGAACUGUGGCCUAAGAUCCCUUACUGGUACGCUGACUCGGCAGACCCCAAAGAGGUCAUUUCUUACCUGGAGGAACAGCAGAAGGCCCAAGGAAGAGCAGCUCAUUUCUUCACCUCUGGGCUCAACCUGACGGAGGAUACUGCUGUGGUGGUCUGCAACCCCUGUCUGACGAUGAGGAAGUUAACGAUGAAGAGUUUCUCCCUGCUGCUGGACUGGGUGGAGAAGCAGACUCCUGGACCGAACCAGACCGCUGUCAACAUCAUCUGUGGAGACUUUGUGGGUCUGAACCACUUUGCCUCUGUGGUUAUCGGGCUCAAUAAGAAACUGCUGAAGACACAGAGCCACAGAUGACAGGGGACGGAGUGAGAAAGAGACCCACAGAUAAACAUGCACAGAAUCCCAAAUGGCUUCUAGCUCCUUCUCCCUCUGCAGUUGUGGAGAUCUGAGAGGUUUGGUUAGGUGUAAUCAACAUGGUACUCUGAUACACUAGAUCAGGUGUGUCAAACUCAUUCCAUGGAGGGCCUACUGUCUGUAGGUUUUUUGGUUUUUCCUUUCAUUUAGACCUAGUCAACCAGGUGAGGGGAGUUCCUUACUAAUUUGGGAGGAGCAAAAACCCACAGACACUCGGCCCUCCGUGGAAUGAUUUUGACACGUGCACUACUAGAUCAUAGGAAUGAGUUUGACACGUGCACUACUAGAUCAUAGGAAUGAGUUUGACACGUGCACUACUAGAUCAUAGGAAUGAGUUUGACACGUGCACUACUAGAUCAUAGGAAUGAGUUUGACACGUGCACUACUAGAUCAUAGGAAUGAGUUUGACACGUGCACUACUAGAUCAUAGGAAUGAGUUUGACACGUGCACUACUAGAUCAUAGGAAUGAGUUUGACACGUGCACUACUAGAUCAUAGGAAUGAGUUUGACACGUGCACUACUAGAUCAUAGGAAUGAGUUUGACACGUGCACUACUAGAUCAUAGGAAUGAGGUCCCAUGUUUCCCUAUGUCUACCUACAGCACAGGGUGUCAGGUUUACUGUGUUGUUAAUGAGUAUGAUGGAUACAAUGAGAGGUUUUUACAUUAUAAAGUGAUGCCACAGGAAAAGUUUCAUCA